Drosophila kikkawai is the source of this 1605-nucleotide messenger RNA. RefSeq lists its product as uncharacterized. NCBI's taxonomy places the organism in Eukaryota, Metazoa, Arthropoda, Insecta, Diptera, Drosophilidae. Gene Ontology annotation, biological process: long-chain fatty acid metabolic process; fatty-acyl-CoA biosynthetic process. The record is from RefSeq and is a predicted model, not a curated record. Gene Ontology annotation, molecular function: long-chain fatty acid-CoA ligase activity.
AUGCCGACCAAGGCAAUUUUCCCCACCUUCUACAAUAAGGAGACAAAGAUCUGGAGCGGCGUGCCCCGGGCCACUCUCUACGAUCCAAACACCUCCGUCGGCCAGGUCAUCUUCAACUCGCUGAAAUGUUGGCCCACCAAUGUGAUUCAGAUCAACGACGACGAUGGAACCGUGCUGACCAACGCCGACAUGCUGGCCUAUGCCACCCGCAUUGCCCUGUACUUCAAGAGCGAGGGUCUGACCCAAGAGGAUAAGGUGGGCAUUGUCGCCAACUCCAACACCUAUGUGAUUCCACUUGCCACCGCCUGCUUUUUCCAAGCCACACCCUUCCAUGCCGUCAACUACUCCCGAGAGCCGGCCAUCAUCAAGGGCCUGUACUCGGUGACCAAGCCCAAGAUUAUGUUCAUCGAUGGUGCGGACUAUGAAAAGAUCAAGGAGAUCACACAGGAGUGGGCGCCCAAGAUUAUAACGCUGACGGGUAGCGUGGAGGGAGUGACAAGCAUCGAGGAUCUGGUGAAACCCCAUCCCGCCGAGAAGAUUUAUGCACCCGCUGCCUUGGCCAAAACUGGAGACCAAAUCGCUGUGGUUCUGUGCUCAUCCGGAACCUCUGGACUGCCCAAGGCCGUGGCUCUCUCCCACCGCCACGUGGCUUCGACCAACUCACUAUGCAUCAGCACCGAUGUACUAUACACCAGUGCCACCAUUGACUGGAUGACUGGAUUUUCGAUUACCAUCAUGAAUCUCAUCUGCGGUUUCACCCGCAUCCUGUCCAGCAAGCCCUUCAGCGCAGAGACUGCCAUCAACAUAGUGACCAAGUACAAGGUUUCUUGCAUAGCCAUGGCUCCCUGGCAGGCAUACGAAAUGUACACAAGUCCCUUGGCUACUCCCGAACGCCUGGAGAGUCUGAAUAUUUCCUUCGUGAUCGGUGGCUGGAUAUCUCUGGCUUUGCUCCGUCGUGCCCAGGAGCUGAUGCCCAAUUGUUACAUUAUGUUCUCGUAUGGAACCACGGAAACAGGUGUGGUGACCAUCAACUGCGAUCAGUCGUUGGAGUGUUCGGUGGGUCGCCUGGCCCCUGGUAUGAGGGUCAAAAUCCUGGACGAGAACGGACAGCAACUGGAUGUGAAUCAAACCGGAGAGGUGCUCAUCGACAUUGGCCUCAAGUGGGAGGGUUAUCUGGCGAAUCCAGAGGACACAGCAGCCACUCUCCAGAACGGCUGGAUCAAUCUGGGAGAUUUGGGUUACUUUGACGAGGACAACAAUCUGUAUCUGGUGGACCGCAAGAAGGAUCUGCUGAAGUACAAGUCCAAGCACUACUGGCCCAACGAGAUUGAACAGGUGAUCGCCGAGCUGCCGGAGGUGAAGCAUGUCUGCGUCGUCGGAGUCCGGGAUGAGCGAUAUGGCGACGCUGCCGGAGCUUUGAUCAUCAAGAAGGAAGGUGCUGAUAUCAGUGCCGAGAAGAUCAGUGAGCAUGUGGCCCAGAAGCUGGUGGUGGAGUACAAGCACUUGAAUGCCGGCGUCAUCUUUGUGGACGAGUUCCCCAAGAAUGCCAACGGCAAGGUCAUGCGAAGUUUGGCACGCCAAGUGUUCGAGGAAACCAAGAAAUAA